This is a messenger RNA of Pelagomonas calceolata, 1401 nucleotides long. The record is from the annotation of a GenBank genome assembly. NCBI's taxonomy places the organism in Eukaryota, Pelagophyceae, Pelagomonadales, Pelagomonadaceae.
GUCCUCGCCGCGCUGGCGCUGGCCAGCGGCUUCGUGCCGGUGCCGCCGCGGACGGUGCGCGCGCCGCCGCAGAACAUGAAGAAGCCGGGCAAGCCCACCGAGGAGGGUCCGCUGCCCGGCCUCUCGGAGGAGAACUACGCGGUGCUGCCCGCGAUUCUUGGGAUCGGCGUGAUCUCGCCCAUCCUCUUGGUGGCCCAGGCGUUCCUGCCGGCGCCGACCGCCGCGCCGCCCAAGAAGAAGGGCGCGAAGGCGAGCGCGAAGGCGCCGACCAAGAAGCCCGCGGCCGCGAAGAUGGAGCUCCCGAAGAUGGCCAUGCCGUCCCUGCCGAAGCGCGAGAAAAAGGCGCCUAAGCCCAAGGCCCCGCCGAAGCCCAAGGCCGUCAAGGCGCCGAAGGCGCCCAAGGCCGCGCCCGCGCCGGCACCCGAGCCGGCGCCGGCGCCGGCGCCCGCGCCCGCGCCCGCGCCGCCGUCCGCCGAGGAGCUCGAGCGCGCGCGCCUCAACGAAGUGCUGGGCGCCUCGAAGCGCGUCAAGGCGACGACCAAGGCCGGCGCCGUCAAGCCGAAGGCGACGACGGCCGCGCCGGCGCCCGCCCCGGCGCCCGCGCCCGCCCCGGCGCCCGCGCCGGCGCCGGAGCCGGUCGCCGCGCCCGAGCCGGCGCCGGCGCCCGCGCCCGCGCCCGUCGUGGACGUCAAGGCCGAGCGGGCCGCGGCCGCCAAGGCGGCGGCCGACCAGCGCGCGGCCGACGCGGCCGCCGCGCGCGACGCCGCGAAGGCCGCGGCCCAGCAGAAGCUCGAGGCGGCGUCCGCGGCGAAAGCUGCCGCCGCCCAGAAGAAGGCCGACGCGGCGGCCGCCUCUCAGAAGAAGGCCGCCGACGCCGCUGCCGCGAAGCAGGCUGCCGCCGACGCCGCCGCCCAGAAGAAGGCCGACGCCGCGGCGAGCGCCAAGGCCAGCGCGCAGAAGAAAGCAGAUGCUGCUGCGGCCGCUAAGAAAGCUGCCGCGCAGAAGGCGAGCGACGCGAAAGCCGCCGCCACGAAGAAGGCCCAGGACGCUGCUGCGUCGAAGGCCGCUGCCUCGAAGCAGGCCGCCCAGAAGAAGUCCGACGCCGCCGCCGCGGCGAAGAAGAAGUCUGCCGACGCGAAAGCGGCCGCUUCCAAGAAGGCCAGCGACGCCAAGCAAGCCGCGGCCAAGAAAUCCGCGGACGCGAAAGCUGCUGCCUCGAAAAAGGCGUCCGACGCGAAAGCGGCCGCCGCGAAGAAAGCAUCUGAUGCGAAGGCCGCCUCGGCCAAGAAGGCGUCGGACGCUAAGGCCGCGGCGAAGGCUAGCGCGCAGAAGAAGUCGGAUGCUGCCGCCGCGUCCAAGCGCGCGGCCGCCGACAAAGCCGCGGCCGCGAAGAAGGUGUGA